UAUCGAAGGCGUAAACUCAGUUUUUUUUAAAGGACACUAAAAUACAAUUGUAGGUAUUAACGAUAAAUAGAAAAAAUAUCAAAGAGCAUAUUUUCGUCACUUAUCAUUCCUAUGCUUAACCAUUAAUUCGAUGAUUGACUGAUAACAGUGGCUGUCCGAUCGUUCAUUGGUUCACAGUUAUCAUGCUUUAAUUCUGGUAUUUAUUCUGGCUAAUGGAUCACGAGCACAUCCUACGCUUUGUCUCUGCGCGUCAAAAAAACAAUUAUCCGGGAGGAAUACUUUGCUUCGAAGGAAAGACUUGAUAGCAAUGUUAAAUUACUUUUCACGUGUCACACCUUUUUUUAGCAAAACCCUGAUUGCUAAUGUAAUCAACUGAUAUCAAUUACAAACUAGAAGAUUUAAACAAAUGAUUCGGUAUCUGUCUUUUGUUAAAUAAAAUAUCUAAUCCAGACGACAGUUUAUGUAAUUAAACAUCAGCUACCUAGACGGUAAGUAUCAAAAAAGGUGGAAAAAAAAAUAUAUUUCAUUAAUUUGAAAUGAUUUUAUGUCUAUUAAAUAUCUAUCCUUUGUUACGAAAUUUAUAUAUACUUUUAUCUCGAUGCAUAGCUAUACGGUACAUUUAAUCAUAUAUAUACAAUCAUCUAAAAACGUGUUAAAAAUAUACCUCAACAUAUACACCACUUUUCGCCGUUCUACAUUAAAUUAUUGCAUCACUGCGCAGCAGAGUAAACGACACACGGUUGCAUGCUAAUUGAAGACGGAAUUAAAUGCCUCGUUGCAUCCGCCGUUUCGUCAGUGCACGUCGAGAUUCCGCUGUCAAAUCGCAGGAGCAGCUAGCAUAAAAAAGAGAGGCAUUCAGUGCAGCUACAUAACCUAAUAGACUAGUAAUUCCUUAACGCAUCAAACCCAUUGAUCCGGCAGUCACGGUAAACCGCAUCACUCCAUUUAAUCGCAUCCUAAAUUCGCACAUGGCAACAAAACCACAAGCGCACGUGAAGAAAAUCGUAAACAUACCCGAGGCACUAACACAUAACCUAAAUCACCCACACAUCCAUUCGGGGCACACGGUUCUAUUCCGAUAAACAAUAAGAUGCCCUGUUGAGCGCUACCGGAGCUUCGGGUGGUUGCCGCCGGAUCAAAGGGGGUCGCCACCGGCGCCUCAGUUCGGUCCGCUGUCGUCGGGUCGGCCGUCUCGGCCAAUGGCGCGUCCCUCUCCCGGCACCAAGGGAAUCACGAUCACCUCGUCAAGGUCGAUUUCGUUGCCACCACCUGAAUCAUUUCCCCCACUCUACCCUCCAAGAGACCCGGAGUAUCCCUCUCCCGCGAGUGCAAGCGAGACGCACUUAUACGGAAUCCCAUGCGGGUUUCCCUCCCCACCCCCCCUGCACCCCCCGCUCGAGUACCCGCCUACUUCUGCCUCUCUCCAUCUUUCCAUACUUUCCCCUGGCGCCGAGGCUCGCGGCCAACCAACGACGCUCUCUCGACCCCGCCGACGUCCAGUAGACUCGGCCAUUUCUCUCCCGCGGUCUAGCGUCUCGUUCGCUCGGCGAGUUUUUUCCACCUGGCGUGCGGGUCCUCCCGGAAGAUUGACAAAAUAACGCGACGGAAAAGGAUGAUACACUCCGGGCGCACCAGGCUCGAGCUAACAUGGGUAUUUCAUGACGAUGAAGCACAAAUCAACAAGAAACUACCGAAGGAGCUGCUGCUCAGGAUAAUGUCCUAUCUGGACGUUGUCUCGUUAUGCCGGUGCGCCCAAGUAAGCAAAGCAUGGAACGUACUGGCCCUCGACGGUUCAAACUGGCAAAGAAUCGACCUCUUCGACUUCCAGCGCGACGUCGAGGGCCCGGUAAUAGAAAAUAUCUCGCGACGAUGCGGCGGAUUCUUAAGGCAACUCUCCCUCAGGGGUUGUCAGAGCAUCGGGAACAACUCGAUGCGCACCCUGGCGCAGUCCUGCCCGAACAUCGAGGACCUUAACCUGCGCCAGUGCAAGAAGAUCUCAGACGCCACCUGCGCCGCCCUGAGCAGCCACUGCCCGAAACUGCAGCGACUCAACCUGGACUCCUGCCCCGAGGUGACGGACCUCUCCCUGAAGAGCCUCUCGGACGGGUGUCCCCUGUUGACGCACAUCAAUCUCUCCUGGUGCGAGCUCAUCACCGACAACGGCGUCGAGGCCCUGGCCAGGGGCUGCCCCGAGCUCAGGAGCUUCCUCAGCAAGGGCUGUCGCCAGCUCACCGACAGGGCCGUCAAGUGCCUCGCUCGUUACUGCCCCAACCUCGAGGCCAUCAACCUCCACGAGUGCAGAAACAUUACGGAUGACGCUGUGCGGGAAUUGAGCGAGCGUUGUCCUAGACUGCACUAUGUGUGCCUCUCGAACUGCCCCAAUUUGACGGAUGCAUCUUUAUGCACGUUAGCUCAACACUGUCCCCUUCUGAGUGUCCUAGAGUGUGUAGCAUGUACGCAUUUCACGGACGCUGGUUUCCAAGCCCUCGCCAGAAAUUGUAGACUGCUGGAGAAAAUGGACUUGGAGGAGUGUGUACUGAUAACGGACGCCACACUGAUACACCUGGCCAUGGGCUGUCCAAGGUUAGAGAAACUAAGCCUAUCGCAUUGCGAGCUGAUAACGGACGAGGGUAUCAGGCAGCUGGCCCUGUCGCCCUGCGCCUCGGAGCACCUGGCCGUUCUGGAGCUGGACAACUGUCCCCUGAUAACGGACGCUAGUCUGGACCACCUGUUGCAGGCUUGUCACAAUCUUCAGCGCAUCGAGCUCUACGAUUGCCAACUGAUCACCCGAGCCGGCAUACGCAGGCUUAGAACGCACCUGCCGAACAUCAAGGUCCACGCGUACUUCGCCCCGGUGACCCCGCCACCCAGUGCGGGGGCCUCGACGCAGCGCUACUGCCGGUGCUGCGUGAUCCUGUGAUCGGCCACCCUGAGCCGGGGAGCACGGUCGUCGACGAAGUGAAUCGUCGGUAAAAAAAAGUCGACUGCGGGUUAAGACAAACGAACGUGGCGGGCACGUUGCGAGCGCGAUCGCAAGAGAGGCCGUCGUCGGAGCCGCGGGUCGAGUCCGGGCCCGCCUCGGCUGGCACGGGGAGUGCCGACGUCAGCUGGCCCGUGUGAGAGCGGUGAAGAGGAAGUCGUCACGUCCGCAUCGGAGUCAUCCGAGUCAUCCGAGUCGUUCAAGUCAUCGGAACUCGUCGUCGGGGUCGUCGUCCGUUCGCCGCGGCUCGCCCUCGACGGAUAGGAAUGACCAGGCGAGUCUGACGAUGACGCCUCGUCGUCAUCCAAGUUAUCGUCGUCAUCGUCGUCAUCGUCGUCGGCGCGGAUCGAUCGACCCCUGGCGCAUUUACGUUGACACGGCCGAUGGCACGUGAAGCGAGAGUGUCGUCGGCGUGGUCGCCGUCGUCAUCGUCGUCGUCGUCAUCGUAGUCAUCGUAGUCGCCGUAGUCAUCGCCUGCGCGUGCACCGUGUCUUCGACGGAGUCAUCGCGCGACUCCUGGCGAAUGCUCGGAAAGGGCUGAUGCGUGCGUGAUAGUAGGAGAUAAGAGUCGUAAAUCGUCAUUGGGAGUAUUUGGUCGUCAUCGUUUUAAGCUCGACGCGGCCGAGACCGGACGGAGGGUCCGGUGCUGGUUAACUUUGGCACGGCGGUGACGCCUUGGAUGUGGUCGGGUCAUCCUUGGGGCCCGAUCGAUCGGUUUUAUUUGCACCUGACGUCGCGCGAGUAGUCAUCGAGUCGGCGACCUGGCCUGGAUGUUAACGUGCGAGUAGUCAUUGAGCGUCGCGGUUUGACCGAGUAAUUCCAACCCAGUCAAUGGUACGCGAGAAGUCAUUGGAACAUCGUCGCGAUCUAACCGAUCGGUUUCAUUUCAUCCAUCGACGCCGGAAGUCAUCGAGCUAGCGUCGCGAUUUGGCCGAUUAAUUCCAACUCGGUCGAUGAUACUCGAGAAGUCGUUUGGAUAUCGUCGCGACCUGCGCAAUCGGUUUCGCCGCAUCCAUUGAUACACGUGUCAUCUAGCUAGUGUCUCAAUUUGGCUGAUCGAAAUCAUCCACCCCAGUCGAUGAUGCGCGAGAAGUCAUUGGGUUAUCGUCGCUACCACUCGAUUCCAUCGCAUGUAUAGUCAUCGAGUCGAUGGUCCCGACCUCGAUUAAUCGUAUAAAACGAGCAAAAGUCAUCAAAGUCAGCGUCGCGAAAUCUCGCUAUCGCCCCGCGAACCGCCUAAAAGUCAUCGAAUCAGCGUCACGAUCUCGCUAUCGUCGCGCGAAACGCUCAGAGCAAUCGAGUCGACGUCGCGAUCUCGCUAUCGUCAUGCGGAACCUCCAACCGUCAUCGAAUCGACGUCGGGUCAGCGUCGCGACGUCGACAGCUGCUCUCAUCGACCCGCCGUACGUAUUGCCUAGCGUCGCGCCUAAUUGGUGUCAGGGACCUCGUUAGUAUCCGAGCUCGCCGCGGUGGCGCUGUAAUCGCGUACCGAUACACGCAAGGCACGGAGGAUCGCGUGCACAUCGCAAGCACAGAAGUGUACACACAACUCGUGCUCGCGUCACGGAGCAAAGAAGCAAGCGGGUUUUAUCGCGACCUCGUGUCCUUAUAAAGAGAUGUACCCUGUUUCUUCGCGAGACGUUGUUUAGUGAGGCGCCGCCAGGGGCGCGCUUAGCGUCGUCCCUUUUCCGGAAAUGCGGAUCUGGGCCGCGUUUCUCCCUCUUUCUCCCGAAACGUUCCGACAAGAGCGCCGACCUCGUCGAGCGCGACGAUCCGGGUACCGAGGAAGCGGACGGGACGAGAGGGCCGCCUCCUGGAGGGAGACGAGCGCGAGAGAGGAGAGGCGUUCUCCUCUCCGGGAAAGGGGAACACCGAGAAUGCGUGUAAUAAAUCGAUUUAACAAUCGA
Molecule: messenger RNA, 4887 nt
Organism: Orussus abietinus
Lineage: Eukaryota; Metazoa; Arthropoda; Insecta; Hymenoptera; Orussidae
Product: F-box/LRR-repeat protein 20
Exons: 8
Coding region: 1613-2920 (435 amino acids)
Biological process (GO): SCF-dependent proteasomal ubiquitin-dependent protein catabolic process
Cellular component (GO): SCF ubiquitin ligase complex
Molecular function (GO): protein binding
Source: RefSeq, a predicted model, not a curated record